Molecule: messenger RNA, 1577 nt
Organism: Planococcus citri (citrus mealybug)
Lineage: Eukaryota; Metazoa; Arthropoda; Insecta; Hemiptera; Pseudococcidae
Gene: pths
Product: porthos
Exons: 9
Coding region: 132-1508 (458 amino acids)
Molecular function (GO): nucleic acid binding; RNA helicase activity; ATP binding
Source: RefSeq, a predicted model, not a curated record
ACACGACGAUACAGACGAUACCGAUAACACGGUAAUCGCACGUGCGUGAGCGAAACUUAUUUUCUAUUUCAUUUUACUAGAUUUUAGUUUCACGGAAUAAGUAUUUAUGAGAUUCUUGAAACUAUCUCAUCAUGAGUGAAUCAGAUUCCGCGGAAGAUGCGGAAAUCAAACCUGAAGAAAGUUCGGUCACUUUUAAAGAUCUGGGCGUAGUAGAUGUGUUAUGUGAAGCUUGUGAGAAAUUACAAUGGAAAGCACCUACGAAAAUUCAAAGAGAAACGAUACCACUUGCACUACAAGGGAAAGAUGUUAUUGGCCUGGCAGAAACAGGAUCCGGCAAAACAGCUGCGUUUGUUAUUCCAAUUCUACAAGCUUUAUUGGAAAAUCCUCAAAGAUACUUUGCUGUAGUCCUUACUCCCACGAGAGAAUUAGCUUUUCAGAUCUCGGAACAAUUUGAAGCUUUGGGUGCUAACAUCGGUGUAAAAUGUGCUGUUAUUGUUGGUGGAAUGGAUAUGAUGUCGCAGUCCUUGAUGUUGAGCAAAAAACCACACGUUAUAAUCGCCACUCCUGGACGUUUAGUCGAUCACUUACAGAACACGAAAGGGUUCAGCUUACGGUCUUUACGAUUUUUGGUGAUGGACGAAGCUGAUCGUAUUUUGAAUAUGGAUUUCGAAGCAGAAGUCAACACCAUUUUGAAAGCAAUUCCUAGAGAAAGACGAACGUUUUUAUUUUCGGCUACGAUGACGAAAAAAGUUCAAAAAUUACAAAGAGCUUCUCUACAAGAUCCUGUCAAAAUUGAAGUUAGUACGAAAUACCAAACUGUUGAUCAGUUGCAACAAUACUACAUUUUCAUACCUCAGAAGUACAAGGACGUAUAUCUUGUAUACCUGCUAAACGAAUUAGCUGGCAAUUCGUUCAUGAUAUUCUGCUCUACAUGUAGUGGAACAUUGAGAACAGCGUUGACAUUAAGAAAUCUCGGAUUAUCUGCCAUACCACUGCAUGGACAAAUGUCUCAAAAUAAACGUUUAGCUGCCUUGACUAAAUUUAGAGCGAAAUCUAGAUCUAUUUUAAUAUCAACUGAUGUCGCAAGCAGAGGAUUAGAUAUACCUCACGUUGACGUGGUGAUUAAUUUAGAUAUUCCGACUAAUAGUAAAGAUUACAUUCAUAGAGUCGGUAGAACUGCCAGAGCUGGUCGUUCCGGCAAAGCUAUUACUAUUGUUACCCAAUACGAUGUGGAAUUGUAUCAACGAAUAGAACAAUUAAUUGGAAAAAAAUUACCCUUGUAUACGACCGUAGAGCAAGAUGUAUUAUGUUUACAAGAGAGAGUAGCGGAAGCUCGACGAACUGCUGCAGUGAGUAUCAAAGAACUUGGCGAUACAUCCAAAAAGAAACGUAGAAGAGUAGACCUGGAUGACGACGAUGAUAUGGAAGGAGCUUCUGGAGUACGUAAACGUAUAAAAGGUAAACCUGGCGAUUAUAAAAAGAAAUUCAAAAACAAGAAGAGGAAGUGAUUUUUUAACGGUUGUUAUGUGUGACUUUUUUAAAAUACGUAUUAAAUACACUGUCAUUCCUAUUUUGAA